This is a messenger RNA of Ochotona princeps (American pika), 2860 nucleotides long. It is a transcript of the gene L3MBTL4, whose product is annotated as L3MBTL histone methyl-lysine binding protein 4. The transcript has 19 exons. Lineage: Eukaryota; Metazoa; Chordata; Mammalia; Lagomorpha; Ochotonidae. The record is from RefSeq and is a predicted model, not a curated record. Gene Ontology annotation, cellular component: nucleus. Gene Ontology annotation, molecular function: zinc ion binding; protein binding. Bases 267 to 2090 code for a protein of 607 amino acids. Gene Ontology annotation, biological process: regulation of DNA-templated transcription.
GAGCAUGCGCGUGGGGGCGCGGGGGGCGGCUCCCGGCCUGCCUCCCACCUCCUCCCUCAGCCCCCCAUCCCGGGCUUCCCAGCGUCGUGCCGGGGCCGGCCGAGCCGCGGCGAUCCCGCCGUCGCCCCUGCCUGUCGCCGCUGGGCUCGGGAUUGUGGGGUUUUGCCUUGUAUCAAUAAAAUCUGUUCCCAAGAAUACCGUUCCUUUACCUUUACAUUGUGGACAGUCAGAGCAUAAAAACACGGCUAAGGAGUGCAGACGGGGUGAUGAAGCAGCCCAGCAAGAAGAGGAAGCUGAGCAUGGGUUCUCAGGAGCAGCUGGACCAGGAUCGAAGCUUGGAGCACGCUGAAGAAGAGAAGCACACAGAGGGCAGAAACCUUAUGAGUCUUGGCCUCUCAGUGGUUGCAGAGGAGGCAUGGUCCUGGGAGCAGUACCUUCAGGAACAGAAGGCAAUAGCUGCACCUAUUGAGCUCUUUUCCAGGGAUCAGUCCUUUCCAGAAUAUGAAAAUGGUUUUCAGAUUGGAAUGAGACUGGAAGGUGUUGAUCCCCGACAUCCAUCUGUGUUCUGUGUGCUUUCUGUCGCUGAGGUGUGUGGUUACCGUCUAAGACUUCAUUUUGAUGGUUAUUUAAGCUGCUAUGAUUUUUGGACUAAUGCUGGUUCUCCUGACAUCCAUCCAGUGGGGUGGUGUGAAAAAACUAAACAUGAACUGCACAUUCCCAAGGGUUAUAGAAAAGAUAAAUUUGUUUGGAUGGAUUACUUGAAAGCCUGCAAACUGCAAAAUGCACCCAAGAAAUUAUUCAGAAACAGAAGUUCAAAUCGACCAACGCCUAAAGAGUUUCGGGUUGGGAUGAAGCUGGAGGCCGUUGACAGGAAGAACCCAUCGCUGGUGUGUGUGGCAACCAUCGCCGACAUUGUUGAAGACCGCUUGCUAGUGCAUUUUGACAGUUGGGAUGAUAGUUACGAUUACUGGUGCGAUGUGAAUAGUCCUUAUGUUCAGCCAGUUGGUUGGUGUCAGAAGAAUGGGAGAACUUUGGUAGCACCCCAAGGUUAUCCUAACCCAGAAAAAUUUUCCUGGACAGAGUAUCUAGAAGCUACUCAGACUCAUGCAGUUCCUGCCAAAGUUUUUAAAAUGAGGUCACCUCAUGGUUUUCUGCCAAAUAUGAGACUUGAAGUAGUGGAUAAACGAAACCCUAGAUUGAUUCGUGUUGCUUCAAUUAUAGAUGUUGAUGACCAAAGAAUAAAGGUUCAUUUUGAUGGCUGGGACCAUAAAUACGACUACUGGAUAGAUGCUGACAGCCCUGACAUCCAUCCUGUCGGGUGGUGUGACGUGACUGGGCACCCACUGGAAGUGCCGUGCCGAGCAAAUGAUGUGAAAAUCCUUCCAGGUCAAGCUGUCUGUCCCACUCCAGGGUGCCGAGGAAUAGGCCAUAUCCGGGGUCCGCGUUAUUCAGGACAUCACAGUGCUUUUGGCUGCCCAUAUUCAGACAUGAACUUGAAAAAGGAGACAACACUUCAUGAUCGUUUGAAAGAACAAACGCAGGCAAAUUUGGAAUCAGACUCUUCACAGUCAAAACAGAAAAAUCUCCGUAGUUUGAACUUCAAUGGAAAACAUCAGUCCAGACUUGUACAGCAGGCAAAGUGUUUGAAAAUCAAAGAAAAAGAAGAUAUUGACUUGGAUAAGCUCUUCAGAGAAUACUCCGCUGAGCAGAUUCAGCAGGCAGUUCACCAGUCAGUCUUCAUGUCCUCCAUGUUUGUCCACCCUUUCCGGGACCUCCCUCUGAACAGGGAGCGGCACUGUAAGCUGCUUCCAGGCGUGGCGGACAUCCAGGCCAACCAAGUGCCCCAGUGGACGGUGGAUGAGGUGGCUGAGUUUGUGCAGUCUCUUCUGGGCUGUGAAGAGCAGGCUAAAUGCUUCAGGAAAGAGCAGAUCGAUGGCAAAGCCUUCCUGCUUCUGACACAGACGGACAUCGUCAAAGUGAUGAAGAUCAAACUGGGCCCCGCACUGAAGAUCUACAAUGCCAUCCUGAUGUUCAAGAGCUCCCAGGAUCUUACUGAGGAAGACCUUGCCCAGGGCCAGGUCAGGGGAUAGCCAGCUCACAGGACUUCCGCAGGCACCAAGCCCCUUGGCAAGAUGCGCAUUUUUUGAUGUUGAUGUCUCUGGUUCUGUCCCCCUUUCACCAGGGCGUUCCAAAGUAUCUGUGGGCUGUGUGUGCAGAGGACCCUGAUGCCUGACCCCAGGCCUGUGGCUGCAGGUUGGGGCACAGGUUGAAGUUUAGAGAGGGCACCCCUGGGUAGGACCACUCGCUCUCAUGUGCUGCAGCAAACAGACCAAAGAAGCCCCAGUCACACCAAAUUCUCCCCUAACAAUGGAAGAAAAUAAGCCCCCAUUUGCAAGCACACAGCUCUCUCAUGGGCAAAUGGUGGAGAUGGGUCUUUAGAAACACUGAGGAGUGUCUUCACCCAUGCCACACCUGGGAUGGCGCCGUCUGCCCUCCGGGGGCCACGGGUCCAAGAGAACAAGGCCUGGUGCUUUCAAAAGAGAGAGAGACUGCAUGGGAGGUGCUUGUGCCUUUUACUCAGGAAAGUAUGAAUCUUUAAAGACAACAGCAAUAGUAAGCACAUAGUUUCAUUUCUUACUGUUCCAUUAUCUGUUUCCUGGUUUGCUUCCCUCUGCCACCGUGGUUUCUGGAGCUUACAAGAAGGAGGAGAACAGCCGGGGCUAAGGCGAGAGCAAACUGUUAUGGGAGGGGACAGGGUGCGUUCAAAGCUGGCCUGACCCUGCUGAGGCCCGGGCACUUGCAGCAGGACUUCGGGGCAUUGGUGGGUGGGCUGACACCCACCUGGGCUGCACCCCAAAGA